AUGCUGUGGGUGGACGUGUCCUCACAGAACAAACCUGAAGAGCUCCAUGUGUCGUGUCUGGUGGGCCGGCUCUGCGUCCUCCCCUGCACACUCCCCUCCUCUGCUCUACAGUGCCUCCAGUGGUUCAAACAGGACUCUCUGAUCCUGAACCUGAGCUCAGAGCUGCAGCCUCAGCCCGCACCCUCCGACCCGCUCUCCGGCCGGGCCACGCUGUCCCGUGCAGACCUCUCCAGGGGAAACGCCUCUCUGCUGGUGAGAGACAGCGCCCCCAGAGAUCGGGGGCGGUACCGGUGCAGGGUGAAGACGGCGGCCGGAGACCAGGACCAGGACGUGAUUGUCAAGGUGCAAGCUCCGAUCCGCUCCCUCUCCGUGGAGCUGUCUCGUCUCAGUGGGUAUGAGGAGGUGAAAUGCUCUGUGCGUCACGUGUUCCCGCCCCCUCGGGUCACAUGGUCCACGGAGCCCCCCACCUUCCAGGACCUGCGGCCCCUGACCAGGAAGCAGCUGGAGGACUCGGGUCUGUAUGCCGUGGAGAGCCGGCUGCGCACCAUGGGCCAGGGGGAGCGCGUCUACGUCUGCACCGCCACCAGUCCUUAUGGAGGAGAGAGCUGGAGCGCCUCCUACAGGCACAGAGACGUACGAGGAGUGGAAGGAGCAGACCUCACCCUCCCCUGCUUUUCGCCCUCCUUCCUGAACGCCCGCACUCUCUCCUGGACCUUCUCUCACAGCAACUCCUCCUCACACAUCCUGACCUACCGCGUGGACUCGGGUGAGGCCACGUCUGCCCCGGAGUGGAGCGGACACGCCGAGCUGGACGGGUACCGGGUCCAGCUCGGGGACGGCUCUCUGCGUCUGAUGGACACGAGCGAGAAGCACACGGGACGCUACUCCUGCGUCUUCUCCAGCGAUCGCAACAGCCACACUGAGAGGCUGGAGGUGACUGUCACGGGGACAGGGAAGCACAGUUCCCCAGAGCAGCCCUCGUACUGGUGGCUGGUGGGGCUCCUGGUGGGGCUCCUGGUGCUGACCCUGGUGGUCCUGUUAGUGUACAACAAGAUCAGAGGAGGAUUGUCAAAGCCCAAGUCUGACGCAGAGGAGGCUACAGAGCUGCAUCCUGUCAAAGGCGCAGACAGCACGCCGUCCACCGGGGGCAGUAACGAGCCGUCCACACUCUCAUGA
Molecule: messenger RNA, 1176 nt
Organism: Knipowitschia caucasica
Lineage: Eukaryota; Metazoa; Chordata; Actinopteri; Gobiiformes; Gobiidae
Source: the annotation of a GenBank genome assembly